AUGUCUUGCCGGGACACUACGACCAACUCUACGUGCCAGCCCUCAGCUAAGUCAAUCGUUGCGAAAGCAACCGUCAACUACCAUUCAAGCGAGUCAUCGGCCGAGUCCCAAGCUCCAACUUCCUUGACUGAAAGUACGUCGAUAGAAAUGGCCUCCAGUCCCUCAGUCAACUCGUCCUCCCCGAUCACUUCAGUAGUGACUCCAGGAAAGAAUUCCCCCAGCCGGCUCGAGAAAAUGCUCGAGGAGAUGAAAAAGAAGAGCCCUGAGGAGAUCACUGCGCAUAUACAGAAGUAUGGCCCAAAGAUCACUCGCGAGGGUGACCCCAUCCCUUGGGAUACGGAUGACGAUAUAAAAUAUGCCACAGGAGAAGGCCGCUAA
Trichophyton rubrum CBS 118892 is the source of this 378-nucleotide messenger RNA. RefSeq lists its product as uncharacterized. Bases 1 to 378 code for a protein of 125 amino acids. The transcript is spliced from 2 exons. Lineage: Eukaryota; Fungi; Ascomycota; Eurotiomycetes; Onygenales; Arthrodermataceae. The record is from RefSeq and is a predicted model, not a curated record.